AAUUCAAUAUAGGGGUGAAUUUGCAAAGAUUAAUUUGGAGCAGUUAGGUUGAGUUAACGGCCUCUCAGUGGUACGACUGACGACGACGAGAGCAGUGCCACAACCAAGAAAUACAGAAGAAGAAGAAGAAGACAAUGAAGGGCCAAGCUUCAGCCUACUGGAGGAGCUCAGCCGUCAAGUUCAGGAUCCCAACCGCCCAGAAUUUGGUACCAAUCAGAUUAGAUAUCGAACUCGACGAUGGUCACAAGUUCAAAGACGCUUUCACUUGGAACCCUUCUGAUCCUGAUUCUGAAAUUGUUGUCUUUGCCAAAAGGACUGUCAAAGACUUGAAGCUCCCUCCUGCAUUCGUUACCCAUAUUGCUUCCUCCAUUCAGUCCCAGUUAGCUGACUUUAGGUCCUUUGAAGGUCAAGAUAUGUAUGCUGGCGAGAAAAUAGUUCCUAUUAAGCUUGAUCUUCGUGUAAACAAUAUUCUUAUAAAGGACCAAUUUUUGUGGGACAUGAAAAACUUUGAGAGUGAUCCCGAAGAGUUUGCAAAAACCUUCUGCAAAGAUUUAGGUAUUCAAGACCCUGAAGUUGCUCCAGCAAUUGCUUUUGCAAUCAGAGAACAAUUGUAUGAGAUUGCAAUUCAAAGUGUAGCUUCAGCAAGAGAAAGCCGAAUCAGCAAGAAGGGACGCCGAGGGACUGAUCACACACCAACCAGCAAAGCUAGUGGUGCUGCUUUGGACCUAGUGAAGUUAUUUGGGCAUAAAUCUAGUGUUGUUCGGAAGAGGAAAGAGUGGGACAUAUACGAACCGAUUGUCGAUCUUUUAUCUAAUGAGGAGGUGGACGCUCUUGAAGCAAGAGAAGAGAGGAAUGCACGGUGACUUAGACUUAUUGCAGCUGUAGCCAUAUUUCUAAAUGUUACACUAAUUUGCCUCCUUUGGAGGAGACGAUAUUUGACGUAUAAAUGUAUAAUGCAUGCUUAAAAAUAUUGAACUUUAUUCA
Molecule: messenger RNA, 984 nt
Organism: Humulus lupulus (European hop)
Lineage: Eukaryota; Viridiplantae; Streptophyta; Magnoliopsida; Rosales; Cannabaceae
Product: chromatin structure-remodeling complex protein BSH
Exons: 10
Coding region: 135-863 (242 amino acids)
Biological process (GO): regulation of transcription by RNA polymerase II; chromatin remodeling
Cellular component (GO): nuclear chromosome; nucleus
Molecular function (GO): transcription coregulator activity
Source: RefSeq, a predicted model, not a curated record